This is a messenger RNA of Cetraspora pellucida, 1260 nucleotides long. NCBI's taxonomy places the organism in Eukaryota, Fungi, Glomeromycota, Glomeromycetes, Diversisporales, Gigasporaceae. The record is from the annotation of a GenBank genome assembly.
AUGAUAUUAAAUUUACGUAAAUCCAUAAAUUCAUCCCUUACUUCGAUACAAAAAAAUUUAAAACCAAGAAUUAUUCGAAGGUUUGGGUCAUUACAUGAGAAUCUUACAAGUAUUCGGGAAGAACUUCGAAAACUUGGCCAUGGUUCGGUAACAUUCGAUCCAAAACAUUCCCUGGGAAUAGGAUUAUUAACAUUGCAAAAUCCAAAAAGACAUAACGCGCUAAGUGGCAAAAUGAUGGCAGAAUUAUCAGAUAUUGUGGAUGAGUUAGAAAACAUUGUUCAGACUAAUACAGACGCUAAUUUAAAUCAUGAGAAUAAUGAGUGUGUGUUGAAUAAAGGGGAUAAUUUAGUUGGAAUUAUCGUUACUGGAAGUAAAAAUACGUUUUGCUCAGGAUUAGAUUUAAGUGUAGCAAAAGACCAUAUCUUAACUCCAGAAAACGGAAAAAAAAUGAGUUUAUUAAUGCAAGAUACACUAUUUAGAUUUGGUCAAUUACCCUUAAUUUCAGUAGCGGCAGUUGAAGGGCAUGCAUUAGGUGGUGGUGCUGAAUUGGUGACUGCCUGCGACCACAGAUGUAUUUCAGAAACCUCAAAAAUACGGUUUGUUCAAGUCAAAAUGUGUGUGAUCCCCGGAUGGGGUGGUGGAAAACGAUUAAUUGAUAUCAUAGGAGAAAUCAAUGCAUUAAAAAUAAUGGGAACUAGUGAACCAAUAACCGCAAAGAAUGGACUAGAAUUAGGAUUUGUUGACGUUAUUGCUCCACAUGGUGAGUGCGUUAAUAGAGCACGUGAAUUUUUAGAUCGCUAUGUUUACUUUUCAGAAAGAAAUGAAGUUGGAAAUAGAAAUGGUAUAAAUGAGGAUAGAAUAAAUUCUGUUAAAGCGGUAAGAGGAUUAAAGUCAUUAAUUUCACGGACGAAAAACAACGAAGAGUAUAAAAAUUUUUUGCGUUAUGAACAUGAACUAUUCUGUUCGCUUUGGGGACGACAAGAGAACGUAGAUGCAGUUCUUAAACCUUCAAAAAAAGACCCAAUGUUCAUCCCUGACGUUAUAAUGUUUCUCAGUGAAGAGGUCGAAGGAUAUUUCACUGAGGAAGUGUUGAAUGAAGAAGAGAAAUUUCUCUGUGGAGAGUCAUCGAAGGAUGAUCGUCAUAAGUUAAAGAUUAUUAUUGAUGGGAAAGAGCAUACGAAAAAAAAAGUUAGUGACCAUUCUUCUGAUACGUUGUUAAAUACUCAAGGACGCAGUUUUCACCACGGGCAGAUCACGUAA